UCCUCCCUCCUUGCUCUGAGCUCCAGGCUGCCCCAGUCCUGAGCUCUGCCUGGGAGAUCGCAGCAGCUCCCUCUUUGCCCAGCAGCUGCAGGUCACCCGGCGGGAAAAUGGACAACUCGCCGUACGCCUUCCCGGCCCACAGCAACCAGCUCUUCCCACACCACAACUAUGAGCACCUGAAGGAAGAGCAUGAGAUCGGGGUGGUCCCCCCGGGGGCCACCGUCAGCUCCACCGUUAUCAGCAUGCACCCGUACCAGCCCCCGCCCCGCGACCACAUCAUCUGGUCCAUCUUCAGCACCCUCUAUGUGAACUUCUGCUGCCUCGGCUUCAUGGCGCUGGUUUUCUCCGUCAAGGCCAGGGAUCGUAAAGUCGUCGGUGACCACAGCGGCGCAAGCAGCUACGGCUCCACCGCCAAGUGCCUGAACAUCAUGGCCCUGGUCCUGUCCCUCCUCUUGCUCAUCCUCAUCAUCAUCCUCGUGACAACAGGGGUCAUCGCUGUCACACACGCAGUGCAACCUGGCGACUAGACCCACCGCAGCUGGCUAGGGAGAGGGGUGUCCUGGCUUUUAUCGUGCCCCCGAGGCAGGGCUCCCCCGCCACACUUCCUACACUUCCGACCUCUCUCUCCAGCUCUGCUUGCUCCCUCACUACCGGCGCCUGGCUGCCUC
Mauremys reevesii (Reeves's turtle) is the source of this 668-nucleotide messenger RNA. RefSeq names its product interferon-induced transmembrane protein 1-like. Gene Ontology annotation, biological process: type I interferon-mediated signaling pathway; host-mediated suppression of symbiont invasion; response to interferon-beta. The record is from RefSeq and is a predicted model, not a curated record. Bases 108 to 527 code for a protein of 139 amino acids. The transcript has 2 exons. Gene Ontology annotation, cellular component: plasma membrane. NCBI's taxonomy places the organism in Eukaryota, Metazoa, Chordata, Testudines, Geoemydidae.